Messenger RNA from Eruca vesicaria subsp. sativa (arugula), 690 nucleotides. The record is from the annotation of a GenBank genome assembly. Lineage: Eukaryota; Viridiplantae; Streptophyta; Magnoliopsida; Brassicales; Brassicaceae.
AUGGCUGGCGAUCUCUUCCGCCGUAACAGACCUUUCCAUCAACUCGAUGGUCUCUACACUGAAUGGUCCGAACACCUAACCAACCACUGCCUCCCUCUCUUCCGGCAAUCUCAACCUUCCGCCGCCAAUAACGCCGUCGUUCUCCGUGACUUAAUCUCAUACUACGACACCAUAGACCACUACGCAAAUAGAUACACCAUCUUUCACUUCCUCUUCCCCUCGUGGCACGUAAACUCCCCCGAGACCUCGAUUCUCUUCCUCGGCGACAUCCAUCCUUAUCUUUUCACCACUCUCAUCCAAUCUUUCAUCGAAAGUAAUCUUGGUGCGUGGAAAGACCAAUCGUUAGGAAUGAAAAUCCACAUGGGUCAGAUCAAGGAGGAGAUUAACAUCACAGUUUUUCGUCUACUACAUGAGAUGAAGGAAACACAAGAGCGUUUCAUGAAAUGUUUCUCGGAUAAUUGGGUCUCGGCGUUUCAUUCUCAGCGUUUGAGACCGAGUGUGACGGUUAUGGAGACGGCGGCUUCGGUGAAGUUGGAUGAGGAGUUUGUGAGAAUCUUCCGUGAAGCGAAUCAACUUAGGAAGAACACGAUCACCAACAUUGUUGAUGUAUCAGACGUGAAUCAAGCGGCUCUCUUUCUUGAAGGCGUGUGCGAGUUUCUUGCAGGGUUUAGGCAUCAGGUUCUUCUUUAA